AUGGAUAGAGAGAAGUUUCGGCAGAAGGCUCUGAAGCAAACUAAGCAGAAGAAAUCCAAGUCGGCUGAAUUUCUGAUGGUUAAAGAAGAUAGAGAGGCUACGGAAGGCAUUGGGAACCCAGCUUUUAACGUGAGCAGCCCGGAUCUCUUAGCACAUCAAACUUCAGACAGGAAAGUUAUUAGACGUGACACGCUGGAUCGUACCCUUGCAGCUCACCAACAAAAAUUCAGGCUGCUGGCCUCUGCUGAACCAAAAGGAAAUGAAUACAGCAGAAAUUACUUUGACCCACUGAUGGAUGAGGAAAUAAACCCAAGGCAGUGUGGGAUGGAGGUCAGCAGAGAGGUUGAUACUAGAAUUCUCAAUGAUCGAUUAAUGAAGCUGUUUGAGGAGAGAGGACAAGGAGAAGCCCAAGAUGGGAGCUGCCAGGAGGAGAUUUUGGAUUCUGAAGAGACAGUGAAUUCCAGAAAGAGACCGGAAUCCCACAAAGAGGGCAGCGAGGCAUCUGAAGGAUAUGUUCAGAAAAAUACAAUUCUGCUUGGAAGUUCUUCUUUGGAACAGGCAAACCUUUUCAUUAUCCCCAUUGUCAAUUUCUCUUCCUUUUAUCUCCCCUCCUCUUGUACCCGCUGCAGAGUGCCAAGUCAACCAUUAAUUGCACAUCGAGAUGUCUGGAAAGAAAACAGGCCAGCCAAGUUCUGUACUCUCACAGACGUAACUCACGAAUCAAAGGCAGCAGCAGCAGGACCUUGCUGGAAGGUUGAGCGCGGCCAGGCGCCUCAGCAUCUUCAAGUACGGAUGAAAUGUGCAAGAGGCCUCAAGAACAAGGCUCCCCGAGGCUCCUACCGCCUCAGGGUGUCCUUGCUUGGUCGACCAGGUGGCUGUGUCUUCCAGUGGCAGCAAACGGAGCAGCUGAAGACCAGAACACACCCAGUGAGGCAUGAUGGAAAUUUUUAUGAUCUGGGGCUCUAUUUCCACGAAAGCCUUUAUGUGGCACUCCCUCCGAAGAAAGAUGUGAAACCUGGCAUGGCGUUCUUGUUUGAACUCUGUCUCCUUCGUGGGAAAUAUGCUUCUUCUGACUGGGUUGUGGGCUGGGCAGCCUUCCCUGUGUGUGAUAACAACUUCGAUGUAGUGGACGGGAAAUUCAAGUGUCCCCUUCUCCGAGGUCAUUAUGACCAGAAAUUCGACAGCUUCAGGAAAAUGGAAGAUUUGAUGUGCCGGGACUUGGACCACUGGCUGUGCAAUCUCUACUUUCAGGUUAUUAAACUUCCUCUGUGUUUGGAUGAUCAAACAACCUAUGAAAGGCAGACUCAGCUUCCUCCCGAAUUUCCAGUUUCUUUAAUGGCUGGAGCAGAGACAGCAGAAUCAGGCGUGGAGAAUACGGCUGGCCUUUCAGAGAAACAAACAGAAGAAAACAUUUGUUCAUCCCUGGAUGAAACAAUAGAAAGUAAUAGAGGAAACAUUUCUAAUAAAUUUGGUCCCUGCCCUACGGACUGUGAUCUCAAUCUCUUAAAAGAAGACCGUGAAUUACACAAGAAGAGAGAAAGCCUGGUAAAUCACUCAGUGAAGGAAAAAUCAGCUGCUUGGAGAACUGGAGAACUUGAGGAUUAUUCAGAGGAUGUAUCUUACUUGGAGGAACUGGAGAAACACAGAUUUUCAGUUUGGUGUUCCUCGGUUGCUGAUGGUUCUGGAUCUAGAGAAUUCUUCAAGCACCUUCAUUUCGGGAUGGUGUCGGCGUUCUCGGAACUUCAAUUCGCUGAGUGGCGAAGCCAGGGCUUCUGGUACAUCAUCCUACUGAUGGCAUCUCUCUGGUUCCUGAGGCUCUACCUCCAUUACCUUAGUCAGUGGCUUUUCCUCCAGGCCAUUUCAAUUCCUGUUACAAAAUUCCAUUUUUCCCCUUUCACGGUUGAGCUUUGCUACCCAUCUUCCUCACUUGCCAUCAAAGAAGAGUUGCCCGUAGUGGUGGUGGGUCCUUUAAUGCUGAAUGCAGUGAUACUUCCUUUGGUGCUGAUCAGAUGGGGCUGUCAGCUAAUGUUUGCCUCCUGCCCUGAUGUCUUGUCAAAAUUAAUCAUUACCAUGGGACUAUGGACAGUUCUAGACCCAUUGGCCGUGUUUAUAGUGGAUACUGUCCUCGGGCGGCUUACACAGAAUGGGGAGACUCCCGUAGCUGACGCAGCAAAGCUGUACUGGGUGUUUGUAAGAACCAUGCAGUCGGGAAUUCUCGGUGUCAUGCUCACAGUGCUAAUUUACAUCCUCCUGUUCAUCAUUUCUUCUUUGAUUUUGUAUUUGUACUGUCUCAGUUUGCUCAUUUGGCAAGCAAUGUAUGUGAAUGAAAAAGAUGAGAGAAGCAACAAAUUUGAGGCAGCACGAAAAGGGCUAGGAACACAUUUCACUCUGUUGAUGGUGUCCUUUGUUGUGUAG
This is a messenger RNA of Panthera uncia (snow leopard), 2415 nucleotides long. RefSeq lists its product as uncharacterized. The record is from RefSeq and is a predicted model, not a curated record. The transcript has 17 exons. Gene Ontology annotation, cellular component: perinuclear region of cytoplasm. Lineage: Eukaryota; Metazoa; Chordata; Mammalia; Carnivora; Felidae. Bases 1 to 2415 code for a protein of 804 amino acids.